GAGCGAUCAGUUUUUGAGUUGACUUCGAGCCGAGCGGACGUGUCUUGUGAAGCCGUUGUCGAAAUAUGUAAUAAGCCAACACACUAUACACUAUACACAAAACGAUCGAAUUUGACACAAGAAUCAUAAUACACAAAAAGAAUCACAAAAGAAAACAACAGCAAGAGAAUAAUUGAUCAAAACGCUAUCUCCUCCUCGUCGUUGGCGUUGUCGACGUCGUCGUUGUCGUUGUCGUCUCCCCCCCACUUGGAUUACGGGUCAACGCGAACAAGAAAACAAAAAUAUUGAAAACAACAACAAAUUUUUUUGGAUUGAGAAUAUAUCUGCGAUAAAUACAUACAUAUAUUUCUCAAAGUGAAUGGUGUUUGUGGUGCGUGGUGGUGCAACAACCAAAAUCAAAAGAAAUGGCUUAUUAUUAACAAAUACAAAUGAAUUAAUUCGCUAAAGAAAGCCAAAAGAAAAGGUGACGCAGAGCAGAAGAAGAGAAUUAAGUUUGAGAGAGAUUUUUUUUUUUUUUCGGGUAGAAACAAGUCGAACUAAAAUGCUGGCCACUAGCCAUUUAAUGUAUGUGCUCAUUGCCAGCUGUGUGAUGCCCAUCUUUGGUGCGGCAUUAAGCAAAACCGUGCUCUAUCAGGCACCCGAUGAAUGCCGCUGGUCCGGAGGCGGUGGCGGUGAAGAUAUCACACUUGUCUGCCAUCUACGCACUAUCAAUUCGGAGCUGGAGAAUACAAAUUUCAGUGUGAUCCAGCCGCAUAAUACGGUGCGAUUGCGUUUGGAAUGCAAUGAUGCAUUAUUCUUUCAAAGUAGCCUGAGUCCGGAUAGUUUCCGUUCAUUGGUGGAGCUACGUGAUCUGACCAUCGAAUACUGUAAAUUGGGUAAUCUAACGGAGGGCUCGUUUCGUGGCCUGCAGGAGCUACGAAAUCUAACCAUACGAACACACAAUGGCGAUUGGUCAACCAUGUCCCUGGAGAUGGCAUCGAAUAGUUUUGUCGACUUUCGUCAAUUGGAACGCUUGGAUUUGAGUUUAAACAACAUUUGGCUGAUACCCGAUGGCAUGGUUUGCCCCCUGAAAUCGUUGCAACAUUUGAAUGCCUCAUACAAUAAGAUACAGGAUAUUAGCAACUUUUACUUUAGCUCAUCGAUGAGUUCACGCAAAACACGCAUAUGCGGCUCAACGUUAACCAGCUUGGAUUUGAGUGCAAAUAAAAUGGUUAGUCUGCCAUCGGCCAUGUUAUCGGCAUUGGCCCGCUUGACCCAUUUGAAUAUGGCCAGGAAUAGUAUGAGCUUUCUGGCCGAUCGAGCAUUCGAGGGUCUGCACUCACUCAAUGUUGUUGAUUUGUCGGCCAAUCGUUUGACCUCAUUGCCACCAGAAUUGUUUGCCGAAACAAAGCAACUGAAAGAGAUUUAUCUCAAGAAUAAUUCCAUCAAUGUACUGGCCCCGGGUAUAUUUGGUGAUCUGGCCGAGCUAUUGAUCUUGGAUUUGGCCCACAAUGAGCUCAAUUCCCAAUGGAUAAAUGCAGCCACCUUUGUGGGUCUAAAGCAUUUGACUCUUCUCGAUUUGUCGGCCAAUAAAAUAAGUCGCCUCGAGUCUCACAUAUUUCGACCACUAAAUAGUCUGCAAAUCUUGAAGUUGGAAGAGAACUAUAUUGAUCAGUUGCCCAAUGGUAUUUUUGCCGAUCUAAGCAAUUUGCAUACACUGAUCCUAUCCAAUAAUCGGAUCUCUGUCAUUGAGGCACGCACACUACAGGGAUUGAAUAAUCUUUUGGUACUCUCCUUGGACUAUAAUCGUAUUGGUAAAUUGGAUCAACGAUCUCUAAUCAAUUGCAGCCAAUUGCAGGAUCUGCAUUUGAAUGAUAACAAAUUGCAGGCAGUGCCAGAAGCAUUGAGUCAAGUGCCACUAUUGAAAACCCUCGAUAUGGGUGAGAAUAUGAUAACACAAAUCGAAAAUACAAGUAUUACCCAAUUGGAGAAUCUAUAUGGAUUGCGUAUGACGGAGAACUCGCUGACCCACAUCCGGCGUGGUGUAUUCGAUCGUAUGAACUCGUUGCAGAUUCUAAAUCUAUCGGGUAAUAAACUAAAGAGCAUUGAGGCAGGAUCUCUGCAAAGGAAUAGUCAACUACAGGCCAUACGAUUGGAUGGUAAUCAAUUAAAAUCGAUUGCCGGCCUCUUUAACGACUUACCCAAUCUCGUUUGGCUCAAUAUUUCGGGCAAUCGUUUGGAGAAAUUCGAUUAUUCUCACAUACCCAUUGGACUGCAAUGGUUGGAUGUUCGAGCUAAUCGCAUCACUCAAUUGGGUAACUAUUUUGAAAUUGAAAACGAAUUGAGUUUGAGUACAUUCGAUGCAUCGUAUAAUCAAUUGACGGAAAUAACAGCCAGCUCGAUACCGAAUAGUGUGGAAAUUCUUUAUCUAAAUGAUAAUUUGAUAAGCAAAAUUCAACCCUACACAUUCUUCAAGAAGCCCAAUUUAACUCGCGUCGAUUUGAUAAGAAAUAAAUUGACCACAUUGGAGCCAAAUGCCCUGCGAUUGUCACCCAUUGGCGAGGAUCGUGAUAUACCCGAAUUCUAUAUUGGCCACAAUGCCUUUGAGUGUGAUUGCCAUUUGGAUUGGCUGCAGAAAAUCAAUCGAGAAUCGCGUACCCAGCCACAAUUAAUGGAUCUCGAUCAGAUCUAUUGCAAAUUGACCUAUGCCCGGGGAUCACAGUUUGUGUCCCUGAUUGAAGCGAAAUCGAAUGAUUUCCUUUGCAAAUAUGAAUCGCAUUGCUUUGCCCUCUGCCAUUGCUGUGAUUUCCAGGCAUGCGAUUGUAAAAUGGAAUGCCCGGAUAAAUGUUCCUGCUAUCACGAUCAAAGCUGGACAUCGAAUGUUGUCGAUUGCUCGCGCGCCAGCUAUGAGAAGGCACUGCCCACUCAUAUACCCAUGGAUGCCACACAAUUGUAUUUGGAUGGCAAUCAAUUUAAAGAGCUCCAGAGUCAUGCCUUCAUCGGACGCAAGAGAUUGAAGGUCCUGCAUUUGAAUCAUUCGUCCAUUGAGAUACUACACAAUCGCACAUUCUAUGGUCUAUUGGAGCUGGAGGUUCUCCAAUUGCAAAACAAUGAACUGAAGGCACUCAAUGGCAAUGAAUUUCAGGGUUUGGAUAAUUUGCAAGAAUUAUAUUUGCAGCAUAAUUCUAUUGCCACCAUCGAUUCGUUGACAUUUACGCAUUUGUAUCAUUUGAAAGUUUUACGUUUGGAUCAUAAUUUGAUUACCUCAUUUGCUGUAUGGAAUUUCUUGCCAUCGUAUCUGAAUGAAUUGAGAUUGGCAUCGAAUGCCUGGAGUUGCAAUUGUGAGUUUAUCGAUAAGCUGAGAGAUUAUUUGGCCCGUCAUGAAUAUGUCACAGAUCGUGCGAAACUUAUAUGCCACAAUAAGACGCAACAGAUGUCGAUUUAUCCCAAUUCUGAGGAGCAUUUACCACUCAUCCAAUGCAGUCAGACAUUGAAAUUGAAUUUGGAUAACAAUUACAAUUUCGAGGAAGAGGAGAACUCACUGCUGGCCAAUAGUAGUUCAACGAAAAUGAUAUUGAAUCAGCCACCCAAACAGGAUUAUAUACCCAUUCUGGUGGCUAUAUUGACUGCCUUCAUAUUCAUUAUGAUCUGUUUCCUGUUGGUCUUCAUAUUCCGUCAGGAGAUGCGUGUGUGGUGCCAUUCCCGUUUCGGGGUACGUCUCUUCUACAAUGCCCAAAAGGAUGUCGAUAAGAACGAGCGUGAGAAACUCUUCGAUGCCUUUAUUUCGUACUCAUCGAAAGAUGAACUGUUUGUCAAUGAGGAGCUGGUGCCCAUGCUGGAGUUGGGCGAACAACGCUAUAAACUUUGCCUACAUCAACGUGACUUCCCUGUGGGUGGCUAUCUGCCCGAAACAAUUGUCCAAGCCAUCGAUAGCAGUCGUCGCACCAUUAUGGUGGUCAGUGAGAAUUUCAUCAAAUCGGAAUGGUGUCGCUUCGAGUUCAAAUCUGCCCAUCAAUCUGUAUUACGAGAUCGUCGACGUCGCCUCAUUGUCAUAGUGCUCGGUGAGGUGCCACAAAAGGAAUUGGAUCCCGAUCUACGUUUAUAUCUCAAGACCAAUACAUAUCUGCAAUGGGGCGAUAAAUUGUUUUGGCAAAAAUUACGCUUUGCUUUGCCCGAUGUAUCCACAUCGUCGUCGAAUGGCGGACGUAGUGGACCUGGACAGCCUUGCCAUGUACCGAUCAAUCAUCCUGCCUAUCAUCAUCAUCAUCAUCAUCAAAUGCAUCUGGCCGGACACCAUCAUCUUCAUCAGCAGCAGCAACAGCAGCAGCAGCAACAUCCACAUCAGCAGCAGCAACAACAGUUUAUGUUGCCACCAGUUCCACCAGCGGGCAGUUUUCGCCGGCAACCAUCGCGUGGACCCAAUAAUACACAGCAGCAACAACAACAAGCCGCUCUACUGAUGGGCGGUGGUCAAUUGGCAGGAUCUACGCAACAGAUGAUACCCCUGGCUAGCGGCAUACAACAACAGAGCUUGCCGCUGCCGCCUACACAACAGCAACAGCAGCAGCAGCAACAGCAACAACAACUACCAACGCCUGCAGCACGUAAUUUGCAUAUGUAAGUGUAUUUUGAUGUUGAAAAGAGACAGCCAGUGAUGGAGAGAGAGAAAGGGAGUGAGAGCUAGAGCAUACAUGUAUAUUAUCAGAUCAAGUGUUACUGAUAUAAUUUCCAUCACAAAAAUUCUCAAUUUUUGGUGCAUUUUCAUUUUGUUAAACAAAAAGGGAAACUACUACUACAUACAUAC
Molecule: messenger RNA, 4783 nt
Organism: Drosophila willistoni
Lineage: Eukaryota; Metazoa; Arthropoda; Insecta; Diptera; Drosophilidae
Gene: Tollo
Product: toll-like receptor Tollo
Exons: 1
Coding region: 542-4600 (1352 amino acids)
Biological process (GO): signal transduction
Molecular function (GO): protein binding
Source: RefSeq, a predicted model, not a curated record